AUGGAAGCAGACAAGAUCACAGAAGAGCCUCAUACCGCCCUGGAUGCAGAAGAGAGCCUUUCUUCGAAGGACCCCUGUCCUGAGGACACACAGGAGCCCCCCAUCCCUGAGAGCCCCUUAGAGCCCACCCUCUCUGAAGCCCUGUUAGAGUCCCUUGCCUCUGAAUCUCCUGAGUUGCCCUCCACUUCCCAGACCCCUUCAGACAUCCACACCUCUGAAACCCCUGUAGAGCCUCCCACCUCCACCGCCCCUUUAGAACACUCUGCCUCUGAGGUCCCUUUGGAGACCCUUACCCCUGAGACCCACUUGGAAACCCACAUCCCCAAGGUCCUAGAUCAACCACUUGCUUUUCAGACUUCGUCACUAAGCCGUGCCCCUGGGUAUCCCUCUGAUAAUCCAAAGGAAGAUUUCUCUGAGUCUUCCUCCAGCGAGGGCUCAUGGGUAAAGAGGCCCAUCUACACCUCUGAAUUCGAAGGCUCUCCAAAGCACACCCUUUCAGGCUCUCCAUCCCAGGUCCACCUGGACACAUUUACAAAAGUGAAGGAAGAGGAAGAAGAGGGCGAGAGAGAGAUGGAUGCCACUGCCAGUACCACUUAUGCAGCUCAGCCUGUACACCAGCUGGGCAAGAAGAAGGGGAAGAAAGGAGUCAGCCGUUACACCAUCCACCCAGUGGUCCCUGCUAAGCAGGCAGACCUGGUGGACGUGGCUAAGGCGAUGCACAGAGAGAAGUUUGGUUCACAAGUGAAUUAUCUUUUCCAAUGGGAGAAGGAUGCAGCCCUGAAUGCCAUCCAAACAGGUCUCUAUAUUGGCUGGCGCUGCCCCCAUUAUCUAUGGGACUGUUUCCGGAUUGGGGAUGAGUCCAAGUGCUUUUGUGGACACUUGCUGAGAGAGCACCAGAUCAUCUCAGACAUAUCCGUGCCCUGCAACGUGGGCCAGUGCCACUGCCUCAUGUUCUGCUUCAUCCCGUCACGCCCAGAGGAGGUGGGUGAGUUCUGGCUCAAGAGACGGGCCACUUUUGACCCCAAGGCUUGGAGGGCCCAAUGUCGCUGCAAACACAGCCAUGAAGACCACACAGCUACUGGGUCCCAUUCCUGCAGGGUCAAAGGCUGUUGCUGCAGCUGCUUUGAGUCUAAUUUCCUCUGUGCGGCCUGUGACCGGCGCUGGGAGGAACACGAGACGUUCUUUGAGACUGAGGAGACCCGGCGGCGAGGAGGGAGGCCACACGGGACAGACACUGUCAACACCUGGCGCAGGCCUCUGUGA
This is a messenger RNA of Rangifer tarandus platyrhynchus (Svalbard reindeer), 1263 nucleotides long. Lineage: Eukaryota; Metazoa; Chordata; Mammalia; Artiodactyla; Cervidae. The record is from the annotation of a GenBank genome assembly.